This is a messenger RNA of Penicillium expansum, 750 nucleotides long. RefSeq lists its product as uncharacterized. NCBI's taxonomy places the organism in Eukaryota, Fungi, Ascomycota, Eurotiomycetes, Eurotiales, Aspergillaceae. The record is from RefSeq and is a predicted model, not a curated record. The transcript has 2 exons. Bases 1 to 750 code for a protein of 249 amino acids.
AUGUUCUACCAAAACGGAAGAUUAAUCCAAGAACCCGAAUAUAGCCCUCGAAGAACAAAGUGGGUGAACGUAUUCUUCAACGCACGCGACUACAGAUGCGACGACCUCGCCAUAAUGCGCACAGUCAUCACUUGCAUCCGCACAAGAGUCGUCAGUAUCACUGGCCAUGCCAUGCAUCACGAUAUCCCGCUCUGUAUCUCGAUCCAGGUGCCUGGAGAACAUGAUGAUGAGGAGUCGAUUCUUGCUGCUGCAGAGCUAUCGGCGGAAUAUCUUCAAGCGGAGGUUGCUUUGGGUCACAACACCACAAACAAACCACAAGGUAAGCAACCCACCCCCGAUUCCCACAUUCAAGAUAUUGGAAUCCUCACCUCCAACCCGGGAAAGAUGCAGAGCAUGUUCUACUUCGAUGGGGAGCUAAUCCCAGAACCCGAGUACGACCCACGCCAAGUCAGCAACUGGGUGAACGUCUUCAUCAAGGCGCGGGACUCCGACUCCGACGACGAGACCCUCAUGCGCACAGUCGCAGCUUACAUCCGAACAAGCACCGCUUCCAUCUCCGUCCACGCUAAGCAUCAUGACUACCCCCUGUGCGUCUCUAUCAAGGUGCCCGGAGACUACCAUUCCAACAAGGCGUCUAUUCUCGCGGCUGCGGAACUGCAGGCUGACUACUAUUGCCAGGAGAUUCGGAAUGGGAGAGUGCGUAUCAAUCGGGCUUUGCUUUUCCGGCGUGAGGUGCAGGAUCGGGGUUGA